Messenger RNA from Schistocerca serialis cubense, 4553 nucleotides. RefSeq lists its product as uncharacterized. The transcript is spliced from 16 exons. NCBI's taxonomy places the organism in Eukaryota, Metazoa, Arthropoda, Insecta, Orthoptera, Acrididae. The coding region runs from base 28 to 4401 and encodes 1457 amino acids. Gene Ontology annotation, cellular component: extracellular matrix. The record is from RefSeq and is a predicted model, not a curated record.
CGGUGCGGUGUCUGCCUCCUAAGCAACAUGAAGGUGUACGUCGUCCUGUCAGCGCUCGCUCUGUGCGUCGUCGCCGAGCCGCCAGUCGACCGGUCGUACCUGCCCCCCAGCUCUGAGUAUGGACCUCCCUCGGCCCCCUCCCUCAGCUCUCAGUACGGCGCCCCAGCAGCCAACGGCCUCAGCACUCAGUACGGAGCUCCUGCGCUGACAGGCGCCGCUUUCGGUCGCUCAGGCGCUUUCAGCCAGGGUCCAGCAGCUCGCGUCUCCUCCAGCUUUGGAAGCGCCUCCUCCAGGGGGUUUGGAGCCGGCAGGAGGUUCGGCGGCGGUCUCUCCACUCGCUAUGGCGCCCCCUCGGCAGCUGGUCGCGCCACUGGCUUCGGAGGACUCGGUCUGUCCACACAGUACGGCGCUCCUUCUUACUCUGCCAACGCGCUCUCCACUCAGUACGGUGCACCCUCUGGUAACGCUGGUGGCCUUUCUCCAGUGUAUGGAGUUCCCGGAUACGGCUACGGUCGCGCUGGAGCCCAGGAGGACCCACUUGCUGAGCCGGCCAACUACGAGUUCAGCUACUCGGUGCAGGACGGCAACACGCUGAGUGACUUUGGACAAGAGGAGUCCAGGCAGGGGGAGAGCGCCCAGGGCCAGUACCGCGUGCUGCUGCCUGACGGCCGCAAGCAGAUUGUCUCCUACCAGGCUGACGAGGGCGGCUACAGGCCCACCGUAGAGUACCAGGACACCGGACUCACCGCCUACUCUGCCGGCGGAUAUGGCUACGGCAGGGGGCGCGCUGGAGCUGGAAGCGGAAAUGGGGGAUACCACUACUGGUGUACGUCGUCCUGUCAGCGCUUGCUCUGUGUCGUCGCCGAGCCGCCAAUCGACCGGUCUUAUCUGCCUCCCAGUUCUGAGAACGGACCUCCCUCGGCCUCCUCUCUCAGUUCUCAGUACGGCGCCCCAGCAGCUAUCAGCCUCAGCACACAAUACAGUGCUCCUUCAGCUGAGGGCCUCAGCACUCAGUACGGAGCUCCUGCGCUGACAGGCGCUGCCUCUGGUAGCGCAGGCACUUCCAGCCAGGGUCCAGCUGCUCGCGUCUCCACCAGCUUUGGAAGCACCUCCUCCAAGAGGAUUGGAGCUGGCAGGAGGAUAAGUGGUGGUCUCUCCUCUCUCUAUGGCGCUCCUUCGGCGGCUGGCCAUACUACUGGCUUUGGAGGACUCGGUUUGUCUGCACAGACCAGCGCCCCAUCUUACUCUGGUGACGUGCGUCCACUCAGUACGGAGCCGGCCAACUACGAGUUCAGCUACUCGGUGCAGGACGGCGAGACGCUGAGUGACUUUGGACAAGAGGAGUCCAGGCAGGGGGAGAGCGCUCAGGGCCAGUACCGCGUGCUGCUGCCUGACGGCCGCAAGCAGAUCGUCUUCUACCAGGCGGACGAGGGCGGCUACAGGCCCACCGUAGACUGGUCCGAGGCCCUGGAGAGGGCUGGCUCGUCCACGGCCGCUGCGUAUAAAUACCGGACGCCGAACUGCUGGGGCCACUCGCAGAGCCGCCUCUGUCCCCUACGCAACAUGAAGGUGUACGUCGUCCUGUCAGCGCUUGCUCUCUGCGUCGUCGCCGAGCCACCAGUCGACCGGUCGUACCUGCCUCCCAGCUCUGAGUACGGACAUCCCUCGGCCUACUCUCUCAGCUCUCAGUACGGCGCCCCAGCAGCCAAUGGCCUCAGCUCUCAGUAUGGAGCUCCAGCAGCCAAUGGCCUCAGCACACAGUACGGAGCUCCUUCAGCCAACAGCCUCAGCAUGCAGUAUGGAGCUCCAUCAGCCAAUGGCCUCAGCUCACAGUACAGUGCGCCUUCAGUAACAGGAGCUGCUUUCGGUCGCUCAGGCGCUUCCAGCCAGGCUCCAGCAGCUCGCGUCUCCUCUAGCUUUGGAAGCGCCUCCUCCAGGAGGUUUGGAUCUGGCAGGAGGAUCGGCGGUGGUGUCUCCACUCGCUACGGCGCUCCUUCGGCGGCUGGCCGUGCCACUGGGUUAGGAGGAGUCGGUCUGUCCACACAGUACGGCGCCCCUUCUUACUCUGGUGACGCACUCUCCACUCAGUAUGGUGCGCCCUCUGGUAACGAUGGUGGCCUUUCUCCAGUCUAUGGAGUGCCCGGAUAUGCCUACAAUCGUGCCGGAGCCCAAGAGGAUGCACUUGCCGAGCCGGCCAACUACGAGUUCAGCUACUCAGUGCAGGAUGGCGAGACGCUGAGUGACUUUGGACAAGAGGAGUCCAGGCAGGGGGAGAGAGCCCAAGGCCAGUACCGCGUGCUGCUGCCCGACGGCCGCAAGCAGAUCGUCUCCUACCAGGCGGAUGAGGACGGCUACAGGCCCACCGUAGAGUACCAGGACACCGGACUCACCGCCUACUCCACCGGCGGAUACGGCUACGCCAGGGGAAGCCGCCAACAACCGCAGGCAGCUUUUGGAUUUAGAGAGAUCCAUAGGGGCGCGGCCGAGCAGCGUUCCGUCGUUGCUGACAAGGUCGGGCAGGGCGCUGACGUAACGGCAGGGACUCCGACACUCCUCUCAAACUGGAGCUGCUGGUCACAGCCCCUGGAGAGGGCCGGCUCGUCCGUGGCCGCUGCGUAUAAAUACCGGACGCCGAACUGCUGGGGUCACUCGCAGUACCGCCUCUGUCUGCUACGCAACAUGAAGGUGUACGUCGUUCUGUCAGCGCUUGCUCUCUGCGUCGUCGCCGAGCCACCAGUCGACCGGUCGUACCUGCCUCCCAGCUCUGAGUACGGACCUCCCUCUGCCUCCUCUCUCAGCUCUCAGUACGGCGCCCCAGCAGCCAAUGGCCUCAGCACUCAGUUCGGAGCUCCUUCAGCAAACGGCCUCAGCACGCAGAUCGGUGGUGGUCUCUCCACUCGCUACGGCGCUCCUUCGGCGGCUGGCCGUGCCACUGGGUUAGGAGGACUCGUCCUGUCCACACAGUACGGCGCGCCUUCAUACUCUGGUGAUGCGCUCUCCACUCAGUACGGUGCGCCAUCUGCUGACGCUGGCGGCCUUUCUCCAGUCUAUGGAGUGCCCGGAUAUGCCUACAAUCGAGCUGGAGCCCAAGAGGACGCACUUGCCGAGCCAGCCAACUACGAGUUCAGCUAUUCGGUGCAGGACGGCAACACGCUGAGUGACUUUGGACAAGAGGAGUCCAGGCAGGGGGAGAGCGUCCAGGGCCAGUACCGCGUGCUGCUGCCCGACGGCCGCAAGCAGAUUGUCUCCUACCAGGCGGACGAGGGCGGCUACAGGCCCACCAUAGAGUACCAGGACACCGGACUCACCGCCUACUCCGCCGGUGGAAACGGCUACGGCAGGGGCUGGUCGCAGCCCCUGGAGAGGGCCGGCUCGUCCGUGGCCCUUGCGUAUAAAUACCGGACGCUGAACUGCUGGGGCCACUCGCAGAGCCGCCUCUGUCUCCUACGCAACAUGAAGGUGUACGUAGUCCUGUCUGCGCUUGCUCUCUGCGUCGUCGCCGAGCCGCCAGUCGACCGGUCGUACCUGCCUCCCAGCUCUGAGUACGGACCUCCCUCGGCCUCCUCUCUCAGUGCUCAGUACGCCGCCCCAGCAGCCAAUGGCCUCAGCUCUCAGUACGGAGCUCCUUCAGCCAACAGCCUCAGCUCUCAGUACGGAGCUCCAGCAGCCAAUGGCCUCAGGACGCAGUACGGAGCUCCUUCAGCUAACAGCCUCAGCAUGCAGUAUGGAGCUCCAUCAGCCAACGGCCUCAGCUCACAGUACAGUGCGCCUUCACUAACAGGCGCUGCUUUUGAUCGCUCAGGGUCUUCCAGCCAGGCUCCAGCAGCUCGCAUCUCCUCCAGCUUUGGAAGCGCCUCCUCCAGGAGGUUUGGAACAGGCAGGAGGGUCGGCGGUGGUCUCUCCACUCGCUAUGGCGCUCCUUCGGCGGCUGGCCGUGCCGCUGGCUUCGGCGGACUCGGCCUGUCCACACAGUACGGCACCCCUUCUUACUCUGGUGACGCGCUCUCCACUCAGUACGGUGCGCCCUCUGGUAACGCUGGUGGCCUUUCUCCAGUGUAUGGAGUGCCCGGAUAUGGCUACGGUCGCGCUGGAGCACAGGAAGAUCCACUUGCCGAGCCGGCCAACUACGAGUUCAGCUACUCGGUGCAGGACGGCGAGACGCUGAGUGACUUUGGACAAGAGGAGUCCAGGCAGGGGGAGAGCGCCCAGGGCCAGUACCGCGUGCUGCUGCCUGACGGCCGCAAGCAGAUCGUCUCCUACCAGGCGGACGAGGGCGGCUACAGGCCCACCGUAGAGUACCAGGACACCGGACUCACCGCCUACUCCACAGGCGGAUACAGCUACGGCAAAGGGCGCGCCGGAGCUGGAGCUGGAAAUGGCGGAUACCAAUACAGACGAUGAUGCUCAGUUGUUUUGGCUCUAUCAGGACGAAAGUCUCAUAGACAUACAUUAUUUAUUUUAGAUUUUUUGUUAUCUAAUUUCCAAUGAUUUUCUGAGCUUAUCACAUACUUCCCAACUGCUCAAACAUCUACAUGCGAAUGAUUUUUGUACCU